AUGGAAAGACAGAGGAAGCUUGUGACGCUGGGCCUUCAGUCCAAAGAGGGUUUCCUGAGGCCAAAGGCUGGUACAACACUGCUGACCAUGGCAAGGAAUCUUCACGCGCUAUCUCUGGCAAGAGCAGAUGCCCAAGGUCGUUUAUGCUUGCCAGUAGAGAACCCAACUGUAAAUAUAGCAGAAAUUGUUGAAGAAGAUGAAAUACCCUUGAAGAAUGCAAUAGAAGCACCACUACAACCUGGGGAACUGAAAGCAGAGCCUAUCGAAUCCUAUGUUGAAGAGCUUGUGUACAAACCGCUGCAACAGGAAAAGGACGAGUCAAAAUCGGCCUCUACUACAAAAACACCGCUUCCUGCGAAACGGAGACGUGGACGACGACCCGGUUCUGGCGUUACUCCCCGACGAAGGAAGCAAAAAGAGGUAGACGGGUCUCAAGAGGCUAACGACGAUCCGAAAAUUCUCACAGUCGUGGACGUGGUCGACGGUAGGCCAGUGAGACCUCGUCGCGGCAGGACGGCGACAAGGAACAAGCUGGUCAUUGUAGGUGCUGAUGAUACAACUAGCGAUGCAUAG
This is a messenger RNA of Ostertagia ostertagi, 573 nucleotides long. The record is from the annotation of a GenBank genome assembly. NCBI's taxonomy places the organism in Eukaryota, Metazoa, Nematoda, Chromadorea, Rhabditida, Trichostrongylidae.